Molecule: messenger RNA, 1062 nt
Organism: Colletotrichum truncatum
Lineage: Eukaryota; Fungi; Ascomycota; Sordariomycetes; Glomerellales; Glomerellaceae
Product: quinone oxidoreductase
Molecular function (GO): oxidoreductase activity, acting on NAD(P)H
Source: RefSeq, a predicted model, not a curated record
AUGAAGGAAGCAAUCAUCGACAACACUCUCCACGUUGAGAUUCAUGACGUCCCCCUACCGACCCCGGGCCCUGGGCAAAUCCUUAUCCGGACGGUGGUUUCGGGGACCAACCCAAAGGAUUGGAAAAUGCCCAAACUUUGGGCUCCGAAUAACGAACCGAUGAACCACGGAGACGACAUUGCCGGCUACGUGGAGCUUGUAGGCGAAGGCGUGACGGGCUUCCAGAAGGGAGAUCGUGUUGCGGCGUUCCACGAGAUGGGCAUGCCGCACGGAAGUUUCGCCGAGUACUCCGUUGCGUGGGCUCGCUCAUCGUUCCACUUGCCGGGGCAUGUUACCUUUGAAGAGGCGGCAACGGUUCCGCUCGCUGCGAUGACGGCCGCCCUUGGACUUUACCAAAACCUUCAACUGCCUCUGCCCUGGAAGCCAGCCGCCGAAGCCUUGCCAUUGAUCGUCUAUGGGGGUGCUACAGCUGUUGGCUCUUUUGCUAUAAAGCUUGCGUCUCUCUCAAACAUCCAUCCCAUUAUCGCCAUCGCAGGCAACGGGAUUCCCUAUGUUGAGACAUUGCUUGACAAAGAGAAGGGCGACGUGGUCAUUGACUAUCGCAAGGGGGAGGAAUUUAUCCUCGAGCAGGUUCAGAAGGCCAGCGGAGGCUCCCCAAUCGCCUACGCACUCGACGCGGUCUCUGAGGAAAAAACUAUCAGGACAAUCGACAAGGCCCUAGCCCCCGGCAAGGGCAAGAUUACCAACUUCCUUCCAGUAUUUCCUGAGGGCGUUUCCGCGGAGAUACGUAACACUAUGGUGGGCAGCAUACACUCGCAGAGAGCCACCUCGUCGGGCUCUGUGCCUACGCUUGGAGACAGAGAAUUCGGUGCCGUCUUCUUUGCAUUCCUGGGUCGCGGCCUUGAAGAAGGCUGGUUUCGUGGGCACCCGUACGAAGUACUUGCGGGAGGGUUGGAUGCCGUGGAGACGGCUCUCAAGAAUCUUGAGGCGGGGAAAAACUCUGCGAAAAAGUACGUGUUGAGAGUAUCCGAGACAAAGGGUGUCAAGAGUGUUACCAAGUAA